Molecule: messenger RNA, 5187 nt
Organism: Balearica regulorum gibbericeps (East African grey crowned-crane)
Lineage: Eukaryota; Metazoa; Chordata; Aves; Gruiformes; Gruidae
Source: RefSeq, a predicted model, not a curated record
CUCGCCCAGUUUUCUCCAUUCCUGAUGCCUUGCUCUUUUCCGGUAGAUAACCGCUGCGUGCUGUCCCGGGCGAAGAGCUGCACCGAGUGCAUCCGAGUGGACAAGGACUGCUCCUUCUGCACCGAUGAGAGCUUUGAAGAGGCUCGUUGCGACUUGCGGGAGAACUUGCUGCGGUACGGCUGCGGGGAGGCCAGCAUCGUGUACACCAGGGGCGAGAUGCGGACCCAGCAGAACUUCAGUAUCAACAGGUCCCUGCAGAGGACCCAGGUGUCCCCCCAAGGCAUGCUCAUGCUGCUGCGAGCUGGGGAGGAGAUGAGCUUCAACAUAGAUGUCUUCCAGCCCUUGGAGAGCCCUGUGGAUCUCUACAUCCUCAUGGACUUCUCCUACUCUAUGUCUGAUGAUCUGGACAACCUCAAAAGCAUGGGCCAAAACCUAGCGGAGUUCCUGCAAGCCCUGACCUCCAAUUACACCAUCGGAUUCGGCAAGUUUGUGGACAAAGUCUCAUCCCCUCAGACAGACAUGAGACCCGAGAAGCUGCGCGAGCCCUGGAACAAUGCUGACUCCCCCUUCUCCUUCAAGAACGUCAUCCGCCUGACCAGCAACAUCAACUACUUCAGCCAGGAGCUCAGGAAAGAGCGCAUCUCCGGCAACCUGGAUGCCCCUGAGGGUGGCUUUGAUGCCAUUCUGCAGACGGCUGUUUGCAAGGAUAAGAUCGGCUGGAGGAAGGACAGCACUCACUUGCUCGUGUUCUCCACUGAAUCUGCCUUUCACUAUGAAGCUGAUGGUACCAACGUCCUGGCAGGGAUCCUGGCGAGAAAUGAUGAGCAGUGUCACCUAGACACCAGUGGCACCUAUGUAUAUGACACCAAACAGGACUAUCCUUCGGUGCCCACGCUGGUGCGCCUGUUGGGCCAACACAACAUCAUCCCCAUCUUUGCUGUCACCAACCACUCCUACAGCUACUAUAAGAAGCUGCAGGAGUAUUUCCCCAUCUCUGGGAUCGGGGUGCUCCAGGAGGACUCUUCCAACAUCGUGGAGCUGCUCCGCACAGCCUUUGAGCACAUCCGCUCCAAGAUGGACAUCCGGGCUGACUUUGUCCCCAAAGCCAUGAAGACAGAGUUCACCUCCUUGAUGUAUGAAAAGACAGAAUCUGGCUCCUUCCACAUCACCCGUGGGGAAGUGGGCAAGUUCAACAUGCGCGUGAAGGCGCUUGAGUACGUUGGCGGGCAGCACGUCUGCAGCCUCCCUGAGAAAGACCGUAAGGGAAUUAUCCACGUGAAACCCACCUCCCUGAGUGACAGCCUCAGAGUCACAGCCUCUGUCAUCUGUGACGUGUGUCCCUGUGAACAGCAACGAGAAUUUAGCUCGCCCAAGUGCAGCUUCCAUGGGGACUUUGUUUGUGGACAAUGCAACUGCCACCAGGGCUGGCGAGGGGACACGUGUGACUGCUCCCCGGCAUCGUCCCCCAACAACAAAGCCUGCAUCCGCCCUGGGGAUGUGGAGCCGUGCUCGGGCCGGGGAGAGUGCCUGUGCGGGAAGUGCCAGUGCUACUCCGAGGACCUGAUGCAGCGCUUCAAUGGGGAGUUUUGCGAGUACGACGUCCUGCAGUGCCCGCGCACCUCCGGCUUCCUCUGCAACGAUCGUGGUCGUUGCUCCAAAGGCGCGUGCGUGUGCGAGAGCGGCUGGGGGGGGCCGGGCUGUGGAUGUCCCAAGUAACGAACAAGUAACGACACCUGCAUCGACAGCCGAGGGGGCGUUUGCAAUAACCAUGGGAGGUGCGAAUGCGGCAGGUGCAUCUGUGACAAGGCUUCGCUGUACACCAGCUCGACAUGUGAAAUCAGCUACUCCCUGGGCUUCCAGGCUGUAUGCGAGAGCAUCCGGGACUGCGUUCGCUGCCAGGCCUGGGGAACGGGCAACAAGAAGGGGAACUGCAGCACAUGCCACCUCCAGAUCCAGAUGGUGGAAGAGCUGAAGAAAGAAGAGGCCAGCGAGCACUGCUCAUUCCAGGAUGAGGAAGAUGAUUGCACGUACCACUACACCCUGGAGGGAGACCCCACCGUCCUCCCCAACACCACCGUCCAUGUGCAGAAGAAAAAAGAGUGCCCACCGGGGAGCUUCCUCUGGCUCAUCCCACUGCUCAUCUUCCUUAUCCUGCUCCUGGGGCUGCUCCUGCUGCUCUGCUGGAAGUUCUGCGCCUGCUGCAAGGCUUGCCUGGCCCUGCUUCCCUGCUGUGCACGAGGUCGCACCGUUGGCUUCAAGGAGGACCACUACAUGAUUCGCCACAGCCUCAUGUCCUCCGACCACCUGGACACCCCCAUGGUUCGCACUGGGUCCCUUAAGGGUCGGGACACAGUCCGCUGGAAGAUCAACAACAAUGUUCACAAGCAGGGCUUCACCCCCCUCGCUGCUGCCAACCUCAAAGAUCUCAUUCCCUAUGGGCUGUCUCUGAGGCUGACCCGGCUUUUUACGCAGAACCUGGUGAAGCCGGACGCCCGGGAGUUCGAGCAGCUGCGCAAGGAAGUGGAGGAGAACCUGAACGACGUCUUCAAGCACAUCCCUGGCUGCCACAAGCUCCAGCAGACCAAGUUCAGGUUACAGCCCAAUUCUGGGAAAAGGCAGGACCACACCAUUGUGGACACAGUGCUCACUGCCCCUCGCUCAGCCAAGACAGAGAUCAUCAAAGUGGUGGAAAAGCACGUUUCCCAUGAGGCUUUCAAUGACCUGAAGGUUUCACCGGGUUAUUACACUGUGACCUCAGACCAAGAUGCUCAUGGGAUGGUGGAGUUCCAGGAGGCCGUGGAGCUGGUGGAUGUCCGUGUCCCACUCUUCAUCAGGGAGGAUGAUGAUGAUGAGAAGCAGCUGCAGGUGGAGGCCAUUGAUGUCCCCACUGGCAUCGCAGAGAUUGGACGCAGGCUUGUCAACAUCACCAUCAUCAAAGAACAAGCCAGCAGCCUCAUCACCUUCUUGCAGCCAGCCUAUUCCCACAGCCGCUUCGAUAAGAUGGCCAAGAUCCCUGUCGUCCGGGACAUCAUAGAAAAUGGGAAAUCCCAAGUCACCUACAGGACCCGGGAUGUCACCGCCAAGAAUGGCAGGGACUACGUCUUGACAGAGGGUGACCUGGUCUUCCAGCCUGGGGAGACCCAAAAGGAGGUGCAGGUCCCCUUGCUGGAGCUGACUGAAAUAGAUACCCUCCUGAACAACUGCCAGCUCAAGCAGUUCAUCAUCGAGCUCCUCCAUCCCAAGUACGGCGCCAAGAUUGGCCGAUACCCCCAGACCAUGGUGACUAUUGCUGACCCAGAGGUGGUGGAUGGUGUCCCCUCGAUGACUGGCAUGAGCCAGGUCUCCCAGUCCCCCAAAGGCCGCCUGACUGCACCACUCAAUCCCAGUGCCCACGCUCUCAGCUCCAGGGAAAUCCGCUUCACCUGGUUUCCUCCACCGGGAAAACCUCUGGGGUACAAGGUGAAAUACUGGAUCCAAGGGGACCCCGAGUCAGAAGCCCAUCUCAUCGAUGUCAAAGCACCAUCAGCAGAGCUGAGUAACCUCUACCCUUUCUGCGACUACGAGAUGCAAGUCUGUGCCUACAACGCCAUGGGUGAAGGGGCUUACUCUGACAUCAUCCACUGCCGCACGCUUGAGGAUGUCCCCAGCGAGCCCGGCCGCUUGGCUUUCAAUGUCGUGUCUUCCACCGUAACGCAGCUGAGCUGGGCUGAGCCUGCAGAAACCAAUGGGGAGAUCACGGCUUACGAAGUCAGUUAUGGACUCGUCAAUGAGGACAAUGUACCCAUUGGCCCAAUGAAGAAGGUGCUGGUUGAAGACCCGAAGAAGCGCAUGGUGCUGAUAGAAAACCUGCGGGAGUCCCAGCCCUAUCGCUACAUGGUCAAGGCCAGAAACGGUGCUGGCUGGGGACCUGACAGAGAAGCCACCAUCAACCUUGCUACGCAGCCCAAGCGCCCGAUGUCCAUCCCCAUCAUCCCUGAUGUCCCCAUCAUUGAUGCAGAGGGAGGUGAGGACUACGACAGCUACCUGAUGUACAGCACAGAUGUGCUUCGCUCUCCAGUUGGCAGCAAGCAUCCCAGUGUCUCUGAUGAUUCAGAGCACUUGCUGAACGGCCGGGUGGACUUCUCCUUCCCCAGCAGUGGCAGUGGCACGCUGACCAGGACAACAAACACCAGCUACCACCAGCUGAGCUCUCACGUGCAGCAGGAGCACAGGGUGAUGGGGAGCUCCUCACUGACAAGAGACUGCUCCACAAUGCUGAUGGGGCACGACUCUAGGCUGCCGCUGGGCAUCCCCGACACCCCCACGCGCCUGGUGUUCUCUGCCCUGGGACCCACCUCCCUGAAGGUGAGCUGGCAGGAGCCACACUGCGAGAAGGAGGUGCAGGGAUACAGUGUGCAGUACCAACUCCUCAACGGAGGAGAGGUGCACCGACUCACCAUCCCCAACCCCAGCCAGAACUCGGUGGUGGUAGAGGACCUGCUGCCCAACCACUCCUACAUCUUCAAGGUGAAGGCGCAGAGUGAGGAAGGCUGGGGCCCCGAGAGGGAAGGAGUCAUCACCAUAGAGUCCCAGGUGGACCCGCAGAGCCCGCUCAGUCCUGUACCAGGUUCACCCUUCACGCUGAGCACACCCAGUGCUCCCGGACCGUUGGUUUUCACUGCCCUCACCCCUGACUCCCUGCAGCUCAGCUGGGAGAGACCCCGCAAGCCCAAUGGAUCCAUCUUGGGCUACAUGAUCACCUGUGAGAUGCUGCAUGGAGGAGGGGAGCCCAGGAAUAUCUACGUCGAAGGAGACAAUCUGGAAACUACCCUGACUGUGCCCCACCUGAGUGAGAAUGUCCCAUACAAGUUCAAAGUGCAAGCCAAGACCACCCAAGGCUUUGGGCCAGAGAGAGAAGGCAUCAUCACCAUUGAAUCUCAGGAUGGAGGCACUUUCUCCCAGUUUGGAGGACAGCAGUACAUGAGAGAAGAAGUGUACAACUUCCCCACUGAAUACACCACCAAAACCAGCAUCAGCCAUUCCUCUCUGGAUCCUCACUUCACAGAUGGCAUGCUCGUGACAACCCAGCGAGUGGAGAGCGCCAGCAGCACCCUCACCAAACAGGUCACCAAAGAGUUUGUGAGCCGGACCGUGAUGUCCAGUGGGACCCUCACCAAACAGAUGGAGAGGCAGUUCUACGAGGCCUGA